AUGGCGACGAAAGAGACCUUCGCGUCCUUCGACGAGAUGAUCGCCGGCUCGUCCGUCGCCGUCCUCGUCGACUUCUACGCGACGUGGUGCGGGCCGUGCCAGAUCCUCAGCACUCAGGUCUUCCCCGCGGUCGCGGCGGCGGUCGGGAAGGACCAGGUGAAGCUCGUGAAGAUAAACACGGAGAAGUACCCGAACGUCGCGAGUACGUACGGCGUGGAGGCUCUGCCGACGAUCAUCCUGUUCAAGGACGGGAAAGUCGCGGACCGGAUCGAGGGGCUGCCGAACGCGCCGCAGCUGAUCGAGCGCCUGAAGUACUUCCUCGCGGCGCCCGCGGCGUGA
Molecule: messenger RNA, 339 nt
Organism: Micromonas pusilla CCMP1545
Lineage: Eukaryota; Viridiplantae; Chlorophyta; Mamiellophyceae; Mamiellales; Mamiellaceae
Exons: 1
Coding region: 1-339 (112 amino acids)
Cellular component (GO): cytoplasm
Molecular function (GO): protein-disulfide reductase activity
Source: RefSeq, a predicted model, not a curated record